AUGCGACGUACGCUCUCUACCGUCGGCAUUCUGCUGACUCUCGCCACCGUCGUUCUGGGAGGUCCCACCUUGAAGACUAGCCGUAACGCAAAAUGCGGUGCGGCCUCUGGGUCUACCUGUCUAGGCUCGACGUUCGGCAACUGCUGCUCGAAAAACUGGUGGUGCGGUAGCACUGACGCCUAUUGUGGAGCUGGCUGCCAGUCCGGGUAUGGCACCUGCACCACUAGCGUCACGACCACUACUUCCAACGGUGGGACUUCUACUCCCUCCGGCGGAACUACCGCUCCUGGGCUCGUGAUCAGCACGGACGCCAAAUGCGGCAACGGGUUUACCUGCCAGGGUUCAACGUUUGGUAAUUGCUGUAGCAAGAAUGGCUGGUGCGGUAGGCAGAGCAACGCCUACUGCGGCGCCGGUUGCCAGAGUGCAUUCGGAUCCUGCAAAGCCGUGGCUUCGGCAUCCACCUCUUCCGCCAGCUCGUCCUCUACCGGCACUGCAAACACUCCGAGUCUCAAGGUCAGCACUAAUGCUAAAUGCGGCAACGGCUUUACUUGCCAGGGCUCGGCGUUUGGAAAUUGCUGCAGCAAGUAUAACUGGUGUGGCAGUACCGAAGCUUAUUGUGGGACCGGGUGUCAAAGUGCUUUUGGACGUUGUGAUGGCCUGGUGAGCUCGUCGAGUUUGUCGUCUACCACUAGCCACACGACCACCUCAUCUUUGACAGCUGAAUCCUCCACUAUUGCGUCGUCUACCUCGAGCAGCUCCGUGUCUGCCUCAAGCAGUUCUGAGUCCGGAUCAACUGCAACGUCUUCAUCAACCGCUACCUCUUCUGUUGAAAGCUCUGCUUCCGCUACUACAAUCACGACUUUAUCGACAUCGUCCUCUUCUACUGAAAGCUCCCCUUCCGCUACCAGUACCGAAACGUCUUCAUCGGCAUCUUCCUCGUCCACUUCUAGCCUUGCUCCCACCUCUGAAUCUGUCGGCACAUCUUCCUCGUCUACAUCAAGCGCCACUUUAGCCAGCACCACCGAUACUUCUUCAUCAACCUUGACGUCUACUGCCAGCGGCACCACAACUCUCACCUCGGACGCCACAACUGCUACAACGGCCACAUCGGACGCGACGACAAUUACUCCAUCGAUGGUCACCUCGGAUACCACGACGGUUGCCCCAGGCACAGUCACCAGCCAGACUUCGACAUUGGUGUCAACCACCAUAGCUUCCACAUCCAAUACGGCAGGCUCUAGCUCGACUGAAACCUUCUCAGCUUCCACCAUUGAGACAAGCUCUUCGACCGAGAUCCCAACUUCUACCCUGGAAACUUCCAGCUCUACUUUGUCAGCUACAUCCAGCAGCAGUGAUAGCACGACUUCCAGCAUCACCUCAGAUGUGCCCACAGCUUCUUCCACUGAAACAUCCAGCUCCACUGAGACAGUAACAGUUAGCAGCAGCAGCAGCAGCGAUGGCACGACUUCCAGCAUCACCUCAGAUGUGCCCACAGCUUCUUCCACUGAAAUAUCCAGCUCCACUGAGACAGUAACAGUUAGCAGCACCAGCACCAGCAGCAGCAGCAGCAGCAGCAGCAGCAGCGAUGGCACGAUUUCUAGCAUCACAUCGGAGGUGACCUCGCAGACUACAUCAGAGACAACGGAUAGUGCAACCUCAAGCACAUCAACAAUAACUGUGGAGACUGCAAGUAGUACCUUGGUUCCUACCACAUCGGAGACCGCAUCGUCGGCAUCUGAAACCUCGACUGCUGUAACCUCAACAGUGACUCUAUCUACAUCUACAACUUCUAGCUCCUCCACUGUUGACUCAACUGAUGCUCCAACCAUGACCACAUCGACUAUCACUGCAGAGGAUACUAGCACCCUGGUUCCUACCACAUCGGAGACCACGUCAUCUUCUUCUGAAAGCUCGACUGCUGUAACAACAACUGCAACCUCAUCCACAGCUUCAAGCUCUACUGCCACCGAGUCAACCGAUACUCCUGCCACAUCAACUGCAACUUCGUCUACCGCUCCAAGCUCUACUAACAUCGAGUCGACCAAUUCCGCUGUGACCGAAACUGUAACCUCGUCUACAUCUUCCAGCUCCACUGUUAUUGAGCCGACCGAUACUGCUUCGCUUACAUCGUCAAGCUCCACCACGGCUCCGCCAGAGACCAUCAGCACGUCAACCUCUAGCAGCACUUCGAUCUCUAGCAGCUCCACCACCACCUCGGCCGCACCAGAGACCACUAGCACGUCAACCUCUAGCAGCGCCACCACUUCGGCCGCGACAGCAACCACACACGCAUCAACUUCAACCACGUCAACAGCUACUAGCACUACCGCCUCUGCCGUCCAAACACAAGUUCUCCCCACUAUGGCCGCCUUUGUGCUCCGUCAAUUCAACAAAACCAAGCCGGCAUGCGAUUACUUUACGGGUGGAAGCAAAGUAUUUCUGAGUGGCCGCUUGAGAGAUAGCGAUAAGGAUGCAAACGGCAUCUACCAGGGCUUCGUGACAAGAUGCCGAACAGCUGCCAACAACGAAACCCCACUCCGCCAAGUGCUUGUCGUACAGGUCACGGACAAUUUUGGGUUAUGCGUUGGGUACAAUGGUCAGUACAAUGAAAAGAACCUUGGAUGCAAUCCCAAAAGCCUCAUCGAGUACAGCGCCACCUUCUCACGCGUGCCCAACGCCAAGCGCAAGCGAAGAGACAUCUCUGCCAGGCGUCCGGCUCCUCCCGGAGUCGACACCGGCCGGGUAGCCUAA
Pyricularia grisea is the source of this 2751-nucleotide messenger RNA. RefSeq lists its product as uncharacterized. Lineage: Eukaryota; Fungi; Ascomycota; Sordariomycetes; Magnaporthales; Pyriculariaceae. The coding region runs from base 1 to 2751 and encodes 916 amino acids. Gene Ontology annotation, molecular function: chitin binding. The record is from RefSeq and is a predicted model, not a curated record. The transcript has 3 exons.